Molecule: messenger RNA, 3005 nt
Organism: Aphidius gifuensis
Lineage: Eukaryota; Metazoa; Arthropoda; Insecta; Hymenoptera; Braconidae
Product: collagen alpha-5(IV) chain-like
Exons: 5
Coding region: 169-2487 (772 amino acids)
Cellular component (GO): extracellular region
Molecular function (GO): chitin binding
Source: RefSeq, a predicted model, not a curated record
GUCCAGUCCAUCCAGCUUCAAGAGACGAGCCAAGGUCGAGCUCGAGUUUGCAGUGACAAUUGUUUUUUUUUUUUUUUUUGCAAUUUUUAAAAUACACGUUAAUUAUAUAUUUUUGAUUUUUUUAAAAUACGUUUAUAAUUUUUGAGUAACUGUAUUGUAUUAUUAAGAAUGAAGAUUUUUAUAAUACUAGUUGCUUUAGCAGUGGGCUUGGAAGCUACAAAUAGAGGAAGAAAUAGAGGAAGAAUACGAUAUGGUGGUCGACAAUUACCUCUACCAGCUCAAUUUGAAGGUUCAACUACAGAAGAAAAUUGGGAGAAUAUUAAUGUUAAAAAAAUUGAUACUGACAUAGAAAAUCAGCUAACUGGUACUGACAACAGUAGUGCGUCUGUGAUUAUAACACCAGAGGAAAUAGCCGAUAUGAAUAAAGGAAUAUUUACAUCAAGUUUAGGAAGACAAUUUUAUCCGGGUUUUCCUACUGGUGAUGGAGAAUCGGAAGUGCCAAGUCCGUUUCCUCCAAAUCCUAAUCAGCCUGGACAACCAGGCCAACCUGGUAAUCCUAGUGGACAACCAGGUCAACCCGGUAAUCCAAAUGGACAACCAGGUCAGCCAGGAAAUCCUAAUGGACAACCAGGUCAGCCGGGUAAUCCUAAUGGACAACCUGGAUUUCCUGGUCAACCAGGACAGCCAAGUCAACCAUCAUUCCCAGGGCAGACAGGAUUUCCAGGACAGCCUGGUAACCCAAGCGGACAACCUGGAUUUCCGGGUCAACCUGGACAACCUGGAUUCCCAGGCCAACCAGGAUCUCCAAGUCAACCAGGAUUUCCAGGACAACCAGGACAACCUGGAUUUCCUGGUCAACCAGGACAGCCAAGUCAACCAUCAUUCCCAGGACAGACAGGAUUCCCAGGCCAACCUGGUCAACCAGGAUCUCCAAGUCAGCCAGGAUUUCCAGGACAGCCUGGAUUUCCAGGCCAACCAGGACAGCCAAGUCAACCAGGAUUCCCAGGUCAACCUGGACAACCAAGUCAACCAGGAUUCCCAGGUCAACCAGGCCAACCAGGAUUCCCAGGCCAACCAGGUCAACCAGGACAGCCGGGUCAACCUGGAUUCCCAAGUCAACCAGGAUUCCCAGGUCAACCAGGCCAACCGGGAUUUCCAGGCCAACCAGGUCAACCAGGACAGCCCGGUCAACCAGGUUUCCCAGGCCAACCUGGCCAACCAGGAUUCCCAGGACAGCCAGGACAGCCAGGCCAACCUGGUAAUCCAAAUGGUCAACCAGGAAGACCAGGCAAUCCAAACGGACAGCCUGGAAGACCAGGAAAUCCAAAUGGCCAGCCUGGAAGACCCGGAAAUCCUAAUGGACAGCCAGGACAACCUGGUAAUCCAAAUGGUCAACCAGGACAACCAGGUAAACCCGGUGGAAAACCCGGUCGACCAGGUAAACCAGGACGUCCCGGUAAACCAGGAUCCCCAGGAUCACCUGGACAAGGUCCAAUGAUUCCAGCUCCAGGAUGUCUUGCUGAUCGUGGUCAAUUUCCUAGUCCUAAUAGCUGUUCCAGUUACCUCAACUGUUGGGAUGAAACUGUCAUUGAGCAACAAUGCCCAAAUAAUCUAUUAUUUAAUGAUCAAACUGGCGUAUGUGAUUACGAACAAAAUGUUAAUUGUGGAAGUCGUCCAGCACCAACACCAAAACCUCCUAUGGCGCCAGGUUCUCAAAAAUGUCCAGAUCCAAAUGGACGCUAUAGAAGCCAGACAAACUGCUCAGAAUUUUAUAUCUGUCUCUCAGGUAGUCCAAUCAAGUUCAACUGCCCCGAAGGACUAGUCUACAAUGACGCUGUGAGUGUUUGUGAUUAUGCGUACAACGUAGAUUGUCAGGGAGCUGCAACUCCAAAGCCACUUCCAAUUCCUGAACCAGAACCUGAAAAUGGUGGUCCAUCAGGUGGAUCAAAUCCUCAGCGACCACCACAAGGACCACCAGGUGGACCUCAACAACCACCACAAGGACCAUCACCUGGUACAGGUGGAUCCCAACAACCACCUCAACCUCCAACUGGAUCAAAUCCAGGUGGCUCACAGCAACCAACACAACCACCUCCAGUUACUUUUCCACCAGGAGCAUAUCCUCAAAAUGGUUGGGGUUUUAGAACCAGCCCUGAUUCUUGGUACCAGCGUUCAGUAAAUUCUCCAUCAGUUAUUGAUGAUGGCCAACCCAAAAUGGAAGCACUUCAAAGUGAUCCUCCAACAAAAGAACAAGACACUUCAGAUGGACUUAAUUUAAAUAAUGCCUGGGAAACAAUGCAUGCUAUUCCUGUUGAAUUAACAAAAGUUCCUUGUCAAAAUGGAAUGAUUCAUCGUCUUGAUGAUGCUUGUACCAGUGUUAUUGUUUGUAAAAAUAAUAAACCACAACUGGUACAGUGUGAUACAGGUUUAACUUACGACAAACAAUCUGACUCUUGCCGACAUUUCAACGUUGCCAAGUGCUUUUAAUUUUAGAUUUUUGGACUGCUUGCAGCACCUCUGCCAUCUUUAAUUUUUAUCAUAGUUACAAUCGAUUUUUUUUUUAUAAUUUAAUUAUUAAUUUAAAGUUAAUUUUAUUUAAUUUACGUGUGGGACAUAUCUUUGACUCUCUUAAUUUUGCUUGUUGAUAAUUAAGAAAGAAAAUUCAAUUCAAGUUAUUUCAAAAUAUAAUUUAUCAAAUCUGUUCAAAUUUUUGUUGCAUUCAAAGACGCUAAACACAGCCUUUUAUUAUUUUUUUUUAUAAUCAAGUUUUAUUUUUCAUGUCAAUAAUAAUUAUUAUUAAAAUUUUUUUAAUUAAAUAAAUUAAUUGUAGAGGCUGUAGAGUUGGCUUAUCCCUGAACGCCACAAAAACUUGAAUACAUGUAGUUUUUUAAAUGUUCAUAGUACGUGAAUAAUAAAUUUUUUUCUUUCGUCAAUUACCAACCAAGUCAAACAAACGUAAUUAUUUUAAAUUGUAAAAUAGUUGCAAAUAAUCUGGGCUUAAUUAU